Messenger RNA from Durusdinium trenchii, 3054 nucleotides. The record is from the annotation of a GenBank genome assembly. NCBI's taxonomy places the organism in Eukaryota, Dinophyceae, Suessiales, Symbiodiniaceae.
CGCGACUGUAUUUGUUGAGCUAUUUUAACGAGGUCAUGCUCUAUCGAAGCCAUGCUUCACAUAUGCUCAGAUGGCAGGCACAGGCUUGGCUUUGCAGAAGUCUGUCGCGAAGCCGCGCGUCCACUUCGACACCUGCCACUUCGUCCACUUCUCUUCCAGAGCUAGGUGGCACUACUUCAGUGGCGCCUCGCGAAGAGACGACUUCAGUGGCCAUUCCUGGACCAUCGAAGGUGUCUGAUAUUGUCUUCAAAGGUGCUCUGGACGAAGACCUCAAGGGUGGUGCCAGACAUGCCCCCGUGGUGUCACGCCUCUGGAGCAACGUUCCAGUCCACGCCGGGCACCGCAGGGCUUCGAUUCACCGUGCUCCGCUGAGCGUCGACCGCGAGCGUCGACCGCGUCGUGAGGUCAGAGAAUCCUUCAAGGCGCCAGCAACCUUGGAUGAAGCACCAACUCCUUCGUCGCCCUUGUUGGUGGAUCGUGUGCUGUCCGGGGUGAAGCAAUUGGCUGCCCGGUCUGGUUUGGCUCCAGCGCAUUGGGCCUCCGACGUCGCGAGGCCCUACUACGGCGGCCGGAUUCCGCUGGCGCCGUACCAGAAGGGCCAAACGGCAGCUUACAACUAUCCGUCAAUCCUAGUGCCACGUGAGAUGGCACACCGUUUUCCCUUUGACAUGUACGUGGAUCCGGUCUUUCAGACCUCAGACCCCACGGAGCGCAUCAAAAUGAGGGGAUUCACCCUUUUUACUCGCCUGCAGAACAAGACCACUCUCUUGUUGAUCUUCUCUGGACAACCGCUGAGUGGCCUUUGGACGGGUCUUCAGCAGUGGCUUGAGUCGGUGGGUGAGGAGUUCACGUCCUUGCCCAAGACCCAGGUCUUCAAGUUGCACUGUGAAGAAGGCUGGUUCAAUCGUCGGACCCAUCAGCUCACCAAGUUCCAGUUGCGGCGCCAGGACUUGGCGUUGGACGCCUGGGUGGAACAGGUCAGCCGUGCGAGUCAGAAGGGUGAGGCUUCAACCAUCGCUGAGCUGCGAAAGAUGGCGAAGUUCUUUUCCCAUCACAGCCAUGGACCUUUUGCUGCAUGCAGUGGAAGUUGGGUGGGAGCAGAUGAGUUCCAUUGUGAGAGGUACUACCAGGACUGGGGACAGGUGAAUGUGGAACCUGAACGAAGCGCAUCAGCUUUGCUGGUUCACACGGAGACCUUCUUGGUGAGCUUUGACAUGACAAAGCCGUUUAAGGUCAAGGCCAUCAUCUCAUUGCUGAGCAAUUUGUUCACGGUGGUGGUGAUGCUCUUCUUCGGGGUCGCCCUCUCACAAGUCGUGACCGAUUUGGCGGUCACGCCACUGGAGCGCAUGCUCGGGACCGUGAGAGAAAUCGCCGCCACCGUCUUCAAGUUCAGUUCGCUGAUGGUCGGACAAGAGGAGGAGGAAGGUCAAGAGGGUCGCUUGGAAGAUUCUGCGGAGAUCGACAACGCGGGCGAGAUGAUCCUCUUGGAGAAGGUGGUCGAGAAGCUGGCGGCCAUUGCCUCGGUGCAGGCCCAAUCCGAGCGCAUCCAACGAACCGAGGACAUGGACAAAGAAGACCUGGGCGUGUUGAGCAUGCUGCAGGGUACCAAAGAACUCCGACCCAGCAACUGCACGUCCACCUCCGAGGAGAAGCAACAGGAGAUUUACGUGAGGCCCACGCCGCUGCUCAACUACGAGGCGAAUGGCGUGGACGAGGACACCUUCAGCUCACUGGCUUUCUACGUGUAUGACCUCAGCUUGGAGCAGCAAGACAAGCUGGCUGUCCAUGUGAUGCUUUCACAUCCAUUUGGCGCUGCGGUCUUCAAGGGAGAUGAAAGUGCUGAAGCAUUGGCUGCACGCUUUGUCUCAGCUGUGCAAAAGGCCUACCCUGAGAACCCAUUCCACAACUUCGGGCAUGCCGUUGAUGUGCAAGCGGUCAUCGUCAAAACCAUGAAGCUUGUGGAAGCUGACUCAUUCCUCAGUAACCUGGAGCAGUUCUCCCUCCUGGUGGCCGGCUUGGGACAUGAUAUUGGCCACAUGGGUCUCAACAACGUGUUCUUGUCCGAGGUGGGUCAUGAGCUGGCCAUCAAGUACAACGACAAGUCGCCCCUGGAGAAUAUGCAUUGCUCGGCUUUAUAUCAACUUCUGGGCAAACCCGAAACGCAGCUCUUCGCACACCUCAGUGCAGAUGACUACAAAGAGGCUCGCAGAAUAUGUGUGGAAGUGAUUCUACACACAGACAUGAUGUGCCAUCAAAACAUGGUCAAGGACCUCAAUUUACUCUACCAGAUUCACUCUGAGGUGAUUCAGCCCGUCCGUGAGACUCGCACCACCGUCCGCAAGUCCAACUGGAAGCGGAAGACGAUGCACAAUGAAGUGCCCUCAGACCCCAUGGCCGUCUUUGCCGCGCCCGAAAACAAGAUGCUGGUGAUGGACGCGAUCGUGCACUCGGCAGAUGUGUCAAACCCUGCUCGAGAAUGGGCCGUGACACAAGCCUGGGCCGAGCGCUGUCUCGAUGAAUUCUUCGCGCAGGGCGACCAGGAAAGAGCUGAAGGAGUUCCGGUGCAAUUCCUCAACGACCGCGAGAAGUUGAACAGGCCGAAUUCUCAGAUUGGCUUCAUUGAGUUCAUGAUCGCCCCGCUCUUCGCGGCGCAGAUUUGGUUGUGGCCGAUGUACUGCGAGUUUGGCGAUUGUCUCUCAACGAAUAUUGGCAUUUGGGAGGAGCAGUGGGAAGAGCAGACUUCACCGUCGGAGGAAGAAGCCGAGAAGGUUCGCCUGCGGGUGCUGGAAGUCCAAGACAUGCUUUCUCGUGCAUCCUUGCGGAUUGCACAUUGACGUUAACGACUCGGCCCGCGAACCGCCCGGUCGUCGGCCGCGGUCGUCGGCCGAAGCCGCGCCGGGGCGUUUCCAUCGAGCGGGCUUGGAGUGUUUCACCGAGCGUUUCAGCGAGAGUGGUUCAGCGAGCGACCUUUGGCCUUCAAGCUUAAUAGCAAUGGCCUCCAACGCCUCCGCCCUAAGCCUAGUAGCGAUGGUUGUUUUGGAAUCGUCCUUUGCG